GGUAAUUAUUCAUUUUGUAGGUAAAUAAAAAUAAUAUUUUCUGCGAGAACAUGGCCCAUAUACAGUUUGUGGACGAGUUGGUUAGAGAAUAUCUAUUAUUCAGAGGAUUCACGUCCACAGUGAAGGCGUUUGACAAUGACUUAAAAGCCGAUAAAGACAAAGGUUUUAGAGUGGACAAAAUCAUUGAACAAAUCUUACAUUAUAUCAAUGUCUCGGACCUAAAUGGCUUGAAGGAGUAUUGGUUACAUCUGGAUAGUUUAGUAUUUUCUAAAUUGGAGAUCCACAUGCAGCCAGCUGUGAGAAAAAUAGAGUAUAGUCUAUACAAACUGUACUUGGUGACAGCAACUCAGAGCACUGGGGGAAGUCGUAACGAGAAGGUGGCUGACUUCAUGGCCAAAAUGUUACCCGAGUUACAAGGCCAGAAUGAGUGGAGAGAUUGGUUCAUGCUUCCAUACAUCCAAAAGCCAGAAGAAAACCCAACCUUCAGCCUUUACUUCACGCGAUCAUGGCAGGACAGUGUGUUGGUGUCGUUGCACAAUCUACUGGCCACUGUUUUCCAGUGCAUGCCGCAGCCUACGCUUACCAGCUACGAGAGUGACGCGGCAAUGUUGAAACGGCUCCAGGAUGAACUUGCUGCUGUUAAAAAUAAGACACAACAGCAGGCGCCAGAGAAAACCUCACCAAUUGGACACCAGUCCCGCCUUGCCCUGUACUCCGAACGCCUUAGCGGACCACUGCCCUUAGUCGACGAUUUCUGCGCUAUACCCUCGGAACAACUCGACAGCAGCAUCAGAGAAGCUAGAGGGUUAAGAGGCCUUCUAAGGCAGAUGGGGGGCAGCCCGGUCAUGGGGCGAAAAGGAUCGAGAUCACAAAGUCAGAACUGACGCUUGUAGUCUAAAUGUAAAUAUGGUAAUGUAAGUAAAUGAAAUGUACACACACGUUCUUAUGAUCUGUUAAAUAAAGUU
Hyposmocoma kahamanoa is the source of this 965-nucleotide messenger RNA. RefSeq names its product WD repeat-containing protein 91. Gene Ontology annotation, cellular component: late endosome membrane; early endosome membrane; extrinsic component of endosome membrane. Gene Ontology annotation, molecular function: phosphatidylinositol 3-kinase regulator activity. NCBI's taxonomy places the organism in Eukaryota, Metazoa, Arthropoda, Insecta, Lepidoptera, Cosmopterigidae. The transcript is spliced from 4 exons. The coding region runs from base 51 to 884 and encodes 277 amino acids. Gene Ontology annotation, biological process: early endosome to late endosome transport. The record is from RefSeq and is a predicted model, not a curated record.